Molecule: messenger RNA, 957 nt
Organism: Mesorhabditis belari
Lineage: Eukaryota; Metazoa; Nematoda; Chromadorea; Rhabditida; Rhabditidae
Source: the annotation of a GenBank genome assembly
AUGUGCUUUUGGAUAUUUUCUUUAAUAUCUCUGCUAAGCUUUUCUCAAAUCGAGGCUCUUUAUUGUCCUUUUGGAUCUUUUCAAGUGCCGAAUGAAAACGUCUGCGCCUUUGCUAUCCCGAAAAGUGAAUACUACCACGGUGCUGUCCGAGGCUGUGCGAGUCGAGGAGCGGUGGUGGCAAGAGUGCAAAAUGCCUUCGAGAAUGCUUAUUUCUACGCUUUAAUCAACUCAAACUUCAACAACGAGGCUCCAUACAUUGGAGUCGAAAUGCAGCCGAAUGGCAACUUUUGGACGUACUCGGACGGAUCACAGCUCACCUAUCAAUAUUGGGCGCCUGGUGAACCCAGAAAUCGAAGUGAGACGAACAUUUGUGUGGUGGUCGACCCGGCGACGGCUCUCUGGAAAACAGCUGACUGCACCGUACCGCGUCCCUACUUUUGCACGUUGCUCGGAAAUGAUGGCCCUUGUCCAAAAAAUUGGGUCUACUUUGCUACCACAAAGUCCUGCUAUUAUCUUCAGAAUACCGUUUACAACGCUCAAACCCAGCACUGGUUCACGUACGACUUUAGCCAAGCUGAAAGCGAAUGUCAAAAGUCUGGCGCUCAUUUGGUGUCAAUUCACUCGACCGUGGAAAACAAUUUCGUUUACGACUUGAUUGGCACAAACUUCGAUGGUUCCGGCUCAGCGGUUUUGGCGUUUACCGGAUGGAACGGGGCCGAUGCAUGUUGGGCGAACUUCGCGUGGAUCGGGCUGCGGGGGACCGGAGCCAAAAGCAACGGGAUUUGGUCGGAUGGGACUCCGGUCGAUUUCACGACAGUCGGCACACCAAUUGUCGAAGACUACAACUGGAGGAUUAGCAACGAUCCUUCAUGCCAUUUGGGGGGCGAACUGAUGGUCGAUGGACCUCAACGCCGGAGAAAUUUGCUAAAACGUGUCAACGUAUCAGAAGUGCACCAU